Psilocybe cubensis is the source of this 3924-nucleotide messenger RNA. RefSeq lists its product as uncharacterized. Lineage: Eukaryota; Fungi; Basidiomycota; Agaricomycetes; Agaricales; Agrocybaceae. The transcript is spliced from 12 exons. The record is from RefSeq and is a predicted model, not a curated record. Bases 1 to 3924 code for a protein of 1307 amino acids. Gene Ontology annotation, molecular function: hydrolase activity, acting on carbon-nitrogen (but not peptide) bonds.
AUGGGUCAUCCUGGAGACCAGGUUAGCCUGAAAGAGUCUAUGCCCAGGUGUGCUCUACCUCCAGUGGCCCCUUGGGUUAGAACGAGAUCCAAAUUUCGGCAAUUACUUUCGUAUAUCGCGUUGUUCUCUGUCGCUGUUACAUUAUCAACUAUCUUACCUACUCCAUGGUCUCUGUAUCACGCGACAAACAGCUUGAAGAACGCGUUCAACUCAGGCAAAACGGACCCCGCCACGGAAUGGGAGGAUAACAUCUGGCCGUUGCGACAACAGACUCCUUGGGAUAUAUCAACGGAUUAUUCUUACCCAAGAAAACUCGAUUACGAAGUUACCGAGGGAACUUGGCUGCGUCUGGAUGUACAUCCUAUUUCUGGUGAUAUCGUAUUCGAUAUGAUUGGCGACAUAUAUUGUCUUCCAGGACGCCAGGCACUGAGAUCAAACACAGAAGCAGUUAACGCGCGUCCUAUCCUUACAGGCAUUCCUCACGACUCCGAUCCGCAUUUUUCUCCAUCAGGUGACAGGCUUGUUUUUAGGAGCGAUGCAGAACUUGGGGUGGAGAAUAUUUGGGUGACUGAAUGGAAAGGAUGCGAAGAAAUGGAUGUCCGUUCGCCCAGCCAAUAUAAUGAAGAACUUCAACUAGCUUUAAGCCAACAAGAAUAUGAAGAAGGCCUCCUUACUCAUGGUGUUAAGGAGUCACCUACAAGGAGGACAAACAGGCUUUUACGGGAAGGUCGAUUGACUGCUCGGAGAGUUACAAACGAAACAUAUCGUUGGGUCACGGAUGCUAGGUUUCAUCCUUCUGGGCACAAGGUUAUUGCCACAAAAUGGUACACCUCAGAGCGGUCCCUUGGGGCUGGCGAGGGCUGGGAAUAUGACGUGCCCUCUAUCCAUGAAUUGCGAACAGGAACAAAAAAUACCAUUCAGCCUGGAAGUGGUACACGUUUAGUUUCCCGUUCUCUGCCUCUGGGUUGGACGUCGGAGAAUUACGGUGACCAACAGAUUGGCCCGGAACAAUUUGUCUGGAAAGGGAAUGACGCUCUUAUAUUUGCAAAGAACGUUAUUGACUCCUCCAAAUUCACAUAUAGCAAAGAUAUCCAUAAAGGGAUCUACUCGAUAUUCCAAAAAAAUCUUACCACUGAUUCCACUAUCACACUAGUCGAUUCUACACCUGGUGGGGCCAGUCGUCCAGAGCUCUCGCGCGAUGGCCGUACUCUGGCAUUUGUUAGAAGGGUUAGAGAUAAAGAAGCUUUGGUCCUGAAGGAUCUUCGAACUGGUUCCAUUCACAAUAUUUGGUACGGCUUGACCUACGAUGUCUCCGCUAUUUCUGCCCCGAUGGGAACAUAUCCCUCGUUUGCCUUCACCCCUGCUGACGAUGCCGUCAUCAUAUGGGCUGCAGGUCAAAUUUAUUCUGUCCCUUUGGCUACCAAUUCCCUGGGAGAAAAAGUGGCAUCUUCGUCCGAUUCUCCCAAAGCUAUUCAAUUUGUUGCCCGCAUUAAGAAACGGCUAGCUAACACUCGAAGUGGUGGCGUUGACUUGGUUCAUUUUGAAACUCAGGAUACGCAAGACAUCCGAUCUUUACAGGAUCUUCGUGCUAACGACGAAGGCACCAAAGUGGUAUUCCAAGCCGCUGGGACAACUUAUUGGCAACAUGUGGGGAAAAACAUUAGUGGAGCUGUCCCCGUUAUGAACGAAGAGGCUUCUUACUACUCGCCCACCUUUGUUCCUGGAGACGAUAGCCUUGUGCUUCAUGCUCGCUGGUCCGAUUCGACGUAUACAACUUUUGAACUCUCAAAUUUGAACACAAAUACUGUACACGAGAUUGAAGUUCCAUUCGGUCGUUAUUUCUCACCAAUACUCUGUAAAUGCCAUGGAUCAGAAAGGACCAUUGCUUUCGUCAAGUCGGCAGGAAGCUAUCUUUCGGGUGAAAUUUUGGCCACUGCCGGAGAAGGCCUUUACAUGGGAGAGAUAACUCUUCCACCCGUUGACGCCACCAACUCUCACAAAAUUACAAUCCGAAACCUGCGCUUUGUGCCAACGGAAAUUGACUUUAACGGUGACGAUUCAGCACCUGUUGUCAACAUGCGUUUUAUUCAUACGAAUCAGAAACUUUUAAUCCAGCAAUCAAGGCGCGCGUUUGUAAUCCACUUUGCAGGGAAACACGAUUUAUCUGGAAAGCCCCCCCAUAGAAAUGUUGCUUCUGGCGAAAUGUCAACUGAGCUCGUUGUCGUCCCAAAAUCGAACAGUAAAUCUGCACUUGAUAUUGCUUUUGCCGAUUUUUUCCAUGUUUAUUUUGUCUCUGGGAAGCACGUCAAGAAAGGAGAGGCUGUCUGGUCCCGUCCGGGCAAUGCAACCAAAGGUCUGGCUAGGUUGAGCUUAGAUGGUGGCCACAGCAUUACCUUCUCCGCCAAUGGGGAACGGUUGUUCUGGUUCUUAGGUCCAUAUCUGCAUUAUUUGGAAACUUCUACGCUCAGUAAAUGUUCUUCUGCCAUUAGAAAGGACCAAGAUACCUUCGGUGUCUCGUGUGUGAAGACAUUGGUACGCUUCCAACAAGUCAACAAUGUUAAACACACGACCGACAUAGCAAGACUUAAACAAGAGGCUGCAAACGCAGUUGCUUUACGUCAACCCUGGCUUGAAGCCGAAAUCAAUAAUUCAGACGUCUUAGUUGUCUAUAACGCAACUCUCCUGACAAUGGAGUCAGGAAAUGCCGCCACUGAUUUAGUGAACUCCGGCAUUUUGGUGGUGCGGGGAGGCGUUAUUGAGUACGCAGGCCCACUCAAAGAUUAUAAUGUGCCCCCUGGUGCUACAGUUAUCGACGCUGAUGGAGGAUACGUUGUCCCUGGUUUCCUCGACGUUCAUGCGCAUUGGAACGGUUUUUCGGACAGAUAUCCUGCCAAAUCAUGGGAACUGGAGACAUUCCUUGCGUAUGGCAUUACAACGCUUCACAAUCCCAGUGCCGAUACAGUCAGUGCCUUCAGCGAACGCAGUCGCGUUGAAGCUGGAAAAAUGGUUGGCCCUCGUAUUUUUACUACCGGCACUAUUAUAUAUGGCGCAGCAAGCCCUGGGAUUCACCAAGAUAUUGUUGACAUGGCUGAAGCAUCCUCUGCUCUCAUAAGGAUCAAAGCAGAAGGAGGUCCUGCCAGUAUCUCAUACAAGAAUUACAAUAUUCCUUCUAGGGCAUCUCGACAGAGGUUACUAAAGGUGGCUCAAGACAUGAGUAUGCUCUGUGUUCCUGAGGGAGGGAUGAAUUUUGAUUGGGAUUUGACAUAUAUCAUUGAUGGCAUGACGACGGUCGAGCAUCCAUUGCCCAUUCCGCAACUAUACGACGAUGUUAUCACUUUAUAUGCUUUGAGCGGCACCGGUGCCACCCCCACGCAUAUUGUCAAUUAUGGAGGUGCAUGGGGUGAACAACUGGUUUGGGCCACAGAGGACGUACCCAACAACCCAAAACUCCGUCGAUUCACGAGGCAUGACAUUCUGGAAUUCGUGUCUGAAUCUACUGCGCGACCGAAAGAUUCAUAUGCAUUCUUAAACACAUCUCGCUCUAUUGCAGCCAUGGUAGACAAAGGGUUGUUGGCCAACGUUGGCGCGCAUGGAGAGCCUCCUCUUGGUGUCAACUAUCACGCCGAAAUGGGCUUCUUUGGCAUGGGAGGAUUGAGUAACUACGAGGUUAUACGCGCUGCUACAUCUUCAGGGGCCCGUACCUUGGGGAUGUUCCCAUCCUUGGGCUCACUUUCCCGGGGAAAGCUCGCAGACUUCUUGGUAUAUCCUCCAGGAAUUGAUCUUCUUGUAGGUGAGGUGAGUGAGAAGACCAGGCAACUGCGUUUUGUUGCGCGAGGCGGAAGAAUCUGGGAGGCCGACUCAAUGGUUGAAUUCUGGCCAGUGAAAGGAAGGAAACAGACCAUGCCUGUAUUGAAUGCCGAUUAG